GCGUGAGAGUGGCCGAUGGCAGAGGGUGCGGCGGAGGCCUCAGGAGAGAAUGGUGGCGGUGGCGACUCAGGAGCCGGCACGCUGGAACGGGGAGUGGCGCCCAUUAAAUCUCGAUACCUUACCACCAAGGAGCAGUUCCACGAAUUCCUGGAAGCCAGAGGGCAGGAAAAGUCCAGCCGGAAAACCAAGGCAGGAGACCUUGGUGGCCAUGACCCUGCUGGGUCUGAGGCCAAGCGGAUCCGCCUGGAGGAUGGAGACGGGCAGACGGAGGAGGCAGCUGAGUACAGGGAGGAGCCUCAGGCUCAGAAGAGAGCCCGGGGCCAGAACAAGGGCCGGCCCCACCUGAAGCCCAACCACUAUGACAAGAACAGGCUCUGCCCCUCCCUGGUCCAGGAAUCGGCUGCUAAGUGCUUUUUUGGUGAUCGCUGCCGCUUCCUGCAUGACGUGGGCCUCUACCUGGAGACCAAGCCAGCUGACCUGGGUCCCUGCUGUGUACUAUUCGAGACUUACGGCAGGUGCCCAUAUGGUGUGACCUGUCGCUUUGCUGGGGCUCAUCUGGGGCCCGAGGGCCAGAAUCUGGUACAAAAGGAGGUGGUCCCGGCCCCGCCUAUCCGCAACAGUCUGGACAAGGCCCUCCAGCAGCAGCUGCGAAAGCGCAAGAUCCACUUUGAGCGUGCAGAGCAGGCCCUGCACCAGCUAGGAAAGGGCCACCAGCCAGGCUCCACCCCACCUGCCACUGUCCCCGAGGUCAUGGGGGCUGAGGGUACGCCAGGACAGGACAACUGUGAUGCCCAGCAGGCCCCCCGGGGGCCCGGCGCCGGCACCCCUCCCAGCAUCCCUGAGCAAACCUGCGGGCCCCUGACCGAUGAGGACAUAGUCAGGCUGCGACCCUGUGAGAAGAGGCGGCUUGACAUCGGUGGCAAACUGUACCUGGCGCCCCUCACCACGUGUGGGAACCUGCCCUUCCGGCGGAUCUGUAAACGCUUUGGGGCCGAUGUGACGUGUGGGGAGAUGGCCGUCUGCACCAACCUGCUGCAGGGCCAGACAUCCGAGUGGGCCCUGCUCAAACGCCACCCGUGUGAGGAUAUCUUUGGUGUCCAGCUGGAGGGCGCCUUCCCCGACACCAUGACCAAGUGUGCCGAGCUGCUGAACCGCACCAUAGAGGUGGAUUUUGUGGAUAUCAAUGUUGGCUGCCCCAUCGACCUCGUGUACAAGAAGGGCGGGGGCUGUGCCCUCAUGAACCGCUCGGCCAAGUUCCAGCAGAUUGUCCGCUGCAUGAACCAGGUGCUGGAUGUGCCCCUGACUGUAAAGAUCCGCACAGGCGUCCAGGAGCGUGUGAACCUGGCACACCAGCUGCUGCCCAAGCUUCGGGACUGGGGGGCAGCCCUGGUCACGCUCCACGGUCGCUCUCGAGAGCAGCGCUACACCAAGCUGGCCGACUGGCAGUACAUCGAGCAGUGUGUGACGGCGGCCAGCCCUAUGCCCCUGUUUGGAAAUGGGGACAUCUUGUCAUAUGAGGACACUAACCGUGCCCUGCAGACUGGUGUCGCUGGGGUCAUGAUUGCCCGCGGCGCCCUGCUCAAGCCGUGGCUUUUCACGGAGAUCAAGGAGCAGCGACACUGGGACAUCUCGUCCUCUGAGCGCCUGGACAUCCUGCGGGACUUCACCCACUACGGCCUGGAGCACUGGGGCUCGGACACGCAGGGUGUGGAGAAGACCCGCCGCUUCCUCCUCGAAUGGCUCUCCUUCCUGUGCAGGUAUGUGCCGGUGGGCCUGCUGGAACGGCUGCCACAGAGGAUCAACGAGCGGCCCCCCUACUACCUGGGCCGAGACUACCUGGAGACGCUCAUGGCCAGCCAGAAGGCCUCCGACUGGAUCCGCAUCAGUGAGAUGCUGCUGGGACCUGUGCCGCCCAAUUUCGUCUUCCUGCCAAAACACAAGGCCAAUGCAUACAAGUAGCUUUGGGGGUAGGAGGGGUGUCGGAGGGGCUCCCUAGUGCUUGAGAAGACAAUAAAUUUUAUUCUUUUUAAAAUCCAGGCCUGUGACUCUGAGGUUGCCCCUUCCUACUCCUGGGACCUUUC
This is a messenger RNA of Rhinolophus ferrumequinum (greater horseshoe bat), 2081 nucleotides long. It is a transcript of the gene DUS3L, whose product is annotated as dihydrouridine synthase 3 like. Lineage: Eukaryota; Metazoa; Chordata; Mammalia; Chiroptera; Rhinolophidae. The record is from RefSeq and is a predicted model, not a curated record. The coding region runs from base 16 to 1959 and encodes 647 amino acids. Gene Ontology annotation, biological process: tRNA processing. The transcript has 13 exons. Gene Ontology annotation, molecular function: RNA binding; tRNA dihydrouridine synthase activity; metal ion binding.